UUAGAAAAAAAACCGUCAACAACUGUAAGCGGUAGCUGAAUGUCCACGUUCACUGUGAUGAUUGACCGCCGUCAGAACAUUCAGCGCCUUAAAUAACAUUACGAGCAGUGGGUUUGUUCAGGAUUAUUCACACGAAGUGUUGCAGAUGACGAGAAAUAGUAGGCUACUAUUAAAACAGAAAACAGUCAGUGCGGCCAUAGCUCAGUGCUAACCAGUCUUGCAGGAUUUGGGCAGAAGUAGACUGAUCAUGAGCACAGAGACUCAUGUGAAGGACAUUAAACCUGGACUCAAGAAUCUCAAUGUCAUCUUCAUCGUGCUGGAAACAGGACGAGUGACGAAGACCAAAGACGGUCAUGAGGUGCGCACAUGUAAAGUGGCUGACAAGACGGGCAGCAUCAGUAUUUCGGUUUGGGACGAAGUCGGUGGCCUCAUCCAGGCUGGUGACAUCAUCAGACUUACCAAAGGUUAUGCCUCAGUUUUUAAAGGCUGUUUGACGCUGUACACUGGAAGGGGAGGUGAACUACAGAAGAUUGGAGAAUUCUGCAUGGUGUAUUCAGAGGUGCCAAACUUUAGUGAGCCAAAUCCAGAAUAUUUGGCCCAGAUGAAUAAAACGGGACUGAAUGACCAGAGCAACACGAUCAGCAGCACUGGUGCACCUGCAGGUAAUGACACUCCCAAUGGAAAUGGGGUGAAUUCUCAAGGCUCUGGCAACUCUAGUAAUCCACAGCCGGGUGGACGAGCAAGCAGUGGAAAUGGAAACAGGUCGACACCAAGUCCAGGUUCUGUGAGCAAUGGCAAGGAGACACGGCGAACGGUCAAAAGAUGAUUUGGUUCAAUCAUAAAUCAGCAUACAGUAAUCAUUUCAAAAUGGAUGUGAGCAGCUGUUUGUCAUGUCUCAUGUGAAGACAUGUAUUGCUAAACUUUGAGCUUAAUGCUUUCAUAUAUAUAUUUGUUUAACUCUAUGGAUUGUCCGGUCUUGUAAAAUCACACGUGUUUUAAGGUAUUGAUCAAUUCCUGUUUUUUCUUGUUUUAUAUUCUCCAGAAUGAACACACUAAGCUAUUGUAGUUUCUAGUCCAACUUCUGAUUGUUAGUCAACUUUUGAUUAUCAGUUUCAACAUUAAUAUUCAGUCAUUAUUAAAAUGCCAGGUUUGUCAUCUAAAAUAAGUCUUAGCAGGUCAAUGAAACCAAUGAAGCCAACAAGCAGAUGAGAAAAAUGGAAAGACAGACAACAGCUGUCGAGAUUUGUUAUAUGAUAAGUUAUAGUGCCCUCUAAGACCAGAAUCUGAUCACAUUCGAUAUAUUCUCCCAAGAUCCCCAGAAGUUUUGAACUUCGAAUAUUGCAAGUUAGUCAUUAUGGGGCAAGGCUAACAAAUUUCCAUGAAAAUUAGAUAAGCGUCCUGUGAUGAGUUUGAAAAGUAGGUGUUUUGGAAACAUCUACAGCUAAACAGCUGAACAUUUUCCCAGCCGGAAAUGGAAAACUGUCAUCAAUGAUCACGAUUUGAUCGAAGAGAGCUUCUUGGAUUCCUAAAAAAUCUGAUGUUCCACAUGAGACCCACUCCAAAACUGUUUACAGCAAAUACCAUUGUAACUGUUGUCCAUCACAGAGGGUUUUUGAAACAGAAAAGCCAAAUAAAAAGAAGCUGUGAGAACAUUUAUUUCUAAAACACUGAAAACAUGCAACCAUUAAACCUUUUUUUUAUUUGCAGUUUUUCAGCUAUCUUUU
Messenger RNA from Sinocyclocheilus grahami, 1724 nucleotides. It is a transcript of the gene nabp2, whose product is annotated as nucleic acid binding protein 2. Bases 248 to 826 code for a protein of 192 amino acids. The record is from RefSeq and is a predicted model, not a curated record. The transcript is spliced from 7 exons. Gene Ontology annotation, molecular function: DNA binding. Lineage: Eukaryota; Metazoa; Chordata; Actinopteri; Cypriniformes; Cyprinidae. Gene Ontology annotation, biological process: double-strand break repair via homologous recombination; mitotic G2/M transition checkpoint; response to ionizing radiation. Gene Ontology annotation, cellular component: SOSS complex.